Cinclus cinclus is the source of this 1900-nucleotide messenger RNA. It is a transcript of the gene ARHGAP28, whose product is annotated as Rho GTPase activating protein 28. The record is from RefSeq and is a predicted model, not a curated record. The transcript is spliced from 14 exons. Gene Ontology annotation, cellular component: cytoplasm. NCBI's taxonomy places the organism in Eukaryota, Metazoa, Chordata, Aves, Passeriformes, Cinclidae. The coding region runs from base 35 to 1900 and encodes 621 amino acids. Gene Ontology annotation, molecular function: GTPase activator activity. Gene Ontology annotation, biological process: negative regulation of stress fiber assembly; regulation of actin filament polymerization; signal transduction.
AAAGUCUCUCUCUCGUUGUCGAAGAAUUAACAGGAUGCUUUCCAACGAGUCAGUCCCUCCUGCCUUCAGUCGCUCCAAUUCGCAGGCCUCCGUGGACAGCACUUCCAUGGAGGACUUCUGGUGUGAAGUAGAGAGCAUCAAGGAGAGCAGAGAAGAUGGAUCUGAAGAAGCACUGCUCUUGGAGUUCAAACCUGCUGAUGAAGGGGAACUGGAGGCAGAAUGGCUGCAAGAUGUAGGUUUAUCCACGUUGAUCUCAGGAGCUGAAGAGGAGGAUGGCCAAGCCCUGCUGUCCACUCUGACCAGAACUCAAGCUGCUGCUGUACAGAAGAGGUACAACACCUACACUCAGACCCUGAGGAAGAAGAACAAGCACACAGUCCGGGAUGUGCGAGACAUCUUUGGCACCAGUGACUCUUCUCCCACAUUUGAGACAGUUCCAGUGUCACCAGUAUCUCCUAAUGGUAUCCAGCUUCCUGGGCAGAAGCCAGUUUGGAAAUCAGUUAGCUCUAAGAGCUGUCUAGACUGUGGAAUAGAUAAAGGCAGCCCAUCCAUAACGGAAGAGCUCUCCUAUGAUGUCUCUUUCUCAGAAUCUAUUACAGUCCUUCCAAAAACUCAAGAGUGGCCAAAAAAUCAGAGGUUCAAAAAGGAAGACUCGGCUUUGCCAAAAUUCAUUGUUCGGAAAAGCCGCUUUGGACUGACAGAGGUUGGGGACCUCUCUCCCGAGGACAUGAAGAAGAUCCGCUACCUCUCCCUGAUCGAGCUCACGGCCUUCUACGACGCGCUGGGCGUGGAACUGAAGAGGAACCGUGUGGAGAGAGUGCGGGGACGAGAGAACGGUCUUUUCGGAGUCCCUCUCACCGUACUGCUGGAGAACGAUCAAAAGAAGGUUCCUGGAAUAAAAGUGCCCCUUAUCUUCCAAAAACUGCUGCUCAAGCUUGAGGAAACAGGUUUGGAAACUGAAGGAAUUCUACGGGUUCCUGGAUCUGCCUCCAGAGUCAAGAAUCUUCAUCAAGAACUUGAGGCAAAAUUUUAUGAAGACACUUUUGACUGGGACCAAGUACGAAAUAACGAUGCAGCAGGACUGCUGAAAAUGUUUAUAAGAGAACUCCCAAGCCCACUCUUCACAGUAGAAUAUUUGCCUGCAUUCAUCACUCUAGUAGAAAAAAUCUCCAAGAUCAAGUUACAACUACAAGCUUUGCAUCUGUUGAUCAUGCUGAUGCCUGAGGCCAACAGAGACACAGCCAAGGCCUUUCUUCAGUUCCUGAAGAAGGUGGUUGCUAAUGAAGGGAAAAACAAGAUGAAUUUGUGGAACGUGUCUAUGAUUGUUGCACCAAACCUCUUUAUCUACAAAGGGAAGCGUGCAAACCAACAAGAAAUGCAAGCAGCUGCCACCACUGCACACAUUGUGCGGCUUUUAAUCCGGUACCAGGACAUCCUGUGGACAGUCCCAUCUUUCCUGAUUUCCCAAGUGAGAAAAAUGAAUGAGGCAGCAAUGAACAACAGCAAGAGACAGCUGAUGUUUGACAAAGGAGUGAGAAAACUUCUGAGGAGAAAGACCAUGGAACGGGAGAGACCUGAAAGACCAGAGGGAGCUGUCACUUUUCCUCCCUACUUGCAGUCUGACAUACCCGAGGGGGUGAUAAGAGUUUAUGCUCCACUGCAUUCAAAAGUCUCUAUGGCAAUUCAACUCAACAGCCAAACAAAAGCCAAAGACAUCCUGGCUCGAUUCCACUGUGAAAACAGCCGUGGAUCAUCGCAGAACGUGAGAGGCCAGAUCCAAAGUUUACAUGAAAUUGGAGGAAAUAUAGGUCAACACUGUUUGGAUCCAGAUGCGUUCAUGCUAGAUGUCUACCGUGCAAAUCCUCAUGCAGAAUGGGUGAUAAAACCAAAAGCCAGCUGA